AUGGUUGAUAAACUGGACCCGCACUGCCUUGUUGCUCUUAUGAGCCAUGCCUUCAAGGGGAACCAAGAUGGCCGUUCCCGCUCCAUAGACCCGAUCUCGGUCAAUCCCGAAUAUGGUAUUACCAAUAGCCGUGAAACAAGUGAACGGACAUUUCCCAUCCUCGAUGCCAUUGCCAGCAUAUCUGUGUCCCAGGAGAGAUCACAGGUUGUGGCAGUGGGUCUCAAAUUGAAUGCCAAAGAGCAGGAAAUCCGUCUAAUUAUCGCCGAGAACAAUGACGUUGAACCUCGUCUCGUUGCCCAUAUCCAGUAUUUGUGGAGUUUGUUGCAAGCCUUAUCGGAUGAGUGUGCAGCCAAUCGAGGAGGAUUGGACAGAGAUGAGGACGGGUCACCAGAUAUACCAGAAGAUGUGGCGCUCCUGCUGAGGAUCAAGAUCUUCCGCGAGAUAUACCAGUUCUCCCUGCAAAAGGAGAUGAAACGAGUAAGUAAGUGGUGGGAUCCGCUUCUCAAUUUUGUCAAGGAGUUAGUCAAACGCCGAGGGGACGCCUUGCAAGGGUUUGAGUCUGACCUGUUCGAUGUUCUGGCCGCAUUGAACUGUGUGCGUGAUUUGAUUCACCGGCUUCAUCCUAUUCCAGCCCAGGGAUUGACCGAUGAUGAGUGGGAACGGGUAUACAACUAUAGCAUGUGGGCAAAUGAGAAAGUUGGGCUGGUUCUUGCAGAUAGAAAUAGUUUUGGCUGUGAGAUUUUGGCUGCAGAACUCAAUGGUAUGCUCUUUGUAACCCCCAUUCCAGAUUAUAUGCAAGGGUAUCGGGACAACCGACAGACACCUAGCUCUAGUUUCUUGAUCCCGGAGACUUCUGAGAGGGAGUUGUAUGAGGGUUUGGUAUCCAAUACACGACCUAUCCAGAUCCCUUAGUCUAUAAUAAGUAUUUUCUAGUCCUCGACCUAACUCCGAAUUUUUCUUAGAUUCGCCUUCAAGUUCCCGCAAAGAGGCCUUCCGGUUACGCCGUGCCCUAGAGAAACUCACUUCUCUAACACGACAUAUUGAGUGUCUUAUUACCUUUGCCAACUCUCCCCGCCUCCGGCCUGCCCUCCAAUACGACAUGUCUAUUUGUACUGUCCCCGGGGAGGCUCGUACUGUGCAAUUACCCGGGUCGCAGCAGCAGUGGAAGGAGUUUAUGGAGAUCGCGGCUGGGAAGGUAUUGCCUUGGCAGGAGGACGUUGCAGCAACCCUGGCGCACAGCUUUAACGAGAGAGUUUGUGUAUGCCGGGCGCACUGCGAAUGUACACUGGUCCAAUACCUUGCGACUAGUCAUGGUGAAUCGUGGGACCAUGUGCCUGCCUUCACCUACAUUGGAGUGUCUAAACUGAGUUGCAGUGCCUGUAGCACCUGGCUAGACGCAUUUAAUGAUAUGGGCCAACGAAGGUUUCAUACCAGAGGAUCACAUAGAAAGUGGUACUGGCCUUGGGGGAUGCCCAAGGAAGAAGAACCUUUGGAGGAGGUUAUUGCACCCGAGUGCUCACGGGAGGUUGGGCCAGAUAAGUUGUUUCGAGUCACUCUAGCUCGAAAGAUUUCGCGUCAAUAUGUUGAGCACCUAAAAGAACAGAGGGUUUACAGAUCGGGCUCGGAUAGCACUACUGCGUCCUUGAGUAGGGGAAAGCGGCAUCUAAGCAAUGCGCAGAUAGAAUCUGUCCGGUCCAGGCUUGCUGCAGUAACAAAGAAAUUCCGAGGUACAAUAGGACGGCAUUUGGACUCAAUGUCCUAUCAGUCUUGA
Molecule: messenger RNA, 1771 nt
Organism: Tuber aestivum (summer truffle)
Lineage: Eukaryota; Fungi; Ascomycota; Pezizomycetes; Pezizales; Tuberaceae
Source: the annotation of a GenBank genome assembly